CCGCGACGCAACCCGCUUGCCGCGUUCAUUACCAAAUCAACGCUGACAUAUUGACAAAAGUGUAACUGAAAAGUGACUAAGUUGUGCUGUUAAGUUUAUGUAUUGAAGUGGGACGUGAUUACGAAGUGUUUGUGCGAACUAUAGCUCGGACCGGCGCAGGUAGGGGAGUGUCACGUGUGUUUACGAAUGAAUGUGACGGCGUAGGCGCAGUCGCGACGGAUCGCACUGUUCGUGAGAUAUUCGUGCGCGCGCAGGUCGCGGCCAUGCUGCAUACCUGACCAGAGCGAGUGCGCGGCUUGCGCGAACGGGACACAGACAGCGUUCCCGGUACGCGUCGACUUUCGCUGACGAGGAAUGGACUUUGCGAUGUUUUUGUCGUUGUCAUGACGAGGAUGUGGCGAUGGCACGUGGCGCUGGCGGUGCUGGCGCUGCUGGGUGGCGCAGGCGUGACCGCCGUCGCCGAGCAGAUGCAGUCGCGCGCCGCCGACACCGGUGUCGAUCUUCGAGUCCCCGAGGAUCAACCGAUCGGUACUCUUGUCGGUAGGAUUCCAAUUAAGCCUGGCUUCACGUACCGUUUUAAUGAGCCUCCCAAAGAAUUUGUUCUCGACCCUGUAUCUGGCGAGAUAAGGACGAAUGUAGUGCUGGACCGGGAAACUGUUGAUCGCUAUGCGUUCGUGGUGCUCUCAAGUCAGCCCACGUAUCCUAUAGAAGUGCGAUUAAGGGUAACGGAUGUAAACGAUAAUUACCCAGAGUUCCCGGAACCUAGUAUCGGUGUGACGUUAUCGGAAAGUACAGCUGCGGGAACUAAGCUUCUUCUCGAUGCAGCGACUGAUAAGGAUUUAGGUGAGAAUGGUAUCACUAAUGACUACAGAAUAAUAGACGGCGACACUGAAGGGAAAUUUAGACUGAACGUUACCGUUAAUCCGAGCGGUCAGACUUCUUAUUUGCAUUUAGAAACUACAGGAAAACUAGACAGAGAAACAACAGAUUUUUACGUGUUAAACAUCUCUGCCCGCGAUGGCGGUAAUCCUCCGAAAUUUGGAUACCUUCAAGUGAAUGUUAGCAUAUUGGAUGUAAACGACAACCCGCCUAUAUUCGACCAAAGUGAUUUCUCUGUGUCGUUGAAUGAGAGCGUGCCUCCUGGAACCACUGUCUUAAAAGUAACAGCCACUGAUAAUGAUUUAGGAGACAAUAGUAAAAUUACGUACGAGGUCAUGGACACAGAAAAACAGUUCGCCGUAGAUCCUGAAUCGGGCGUGAUAACAACUAGUAGAAUAUUAAACUGUCCUAAAUAUUGUAGUAAUGCUACAUGUAACAUGACAUGUGUAUUGACAGUCAUAGCUAAAGAUCACGGUGUACCACGACAAGAUGCCCGGACUUAUGUCACUGUCAACCUCAUUGACGCCAACGACCACAAUCCAAUUAUUACGUUCACAUAUGUACCACCGACCGCAAAUUUUGCUACAGUCGAUGAAAAUGCCAAGAAUGGGUCACUUGUUGCCGCCAUCACUGUUACUGAUUUGGAUGCCGGCUUGAAUGGCAUAACUAGCAUCAGUAUAGUGGCUGGUAAUGAACUCAAUCAUUUUCGUUUGGAGAAUUCUUCUAGUGUGUACAUAGUUCAUGUUAAUGGCAUAUUGGAUAGAGAAGAAAUAAGUAAGUACAAUUUAACUGUUGUUGCUACUGAUCGCGGCUCUCCCCCGCGGACGACCACCUCGUUCUUGGUCAUUCAUGUGAACGACGUUAAUGAUCAUGAGCCUGUAUUCGAGAAAUCAGAAUAUUCUACUAUUCUAACAGAACUUGCUCCGCCUGGAUCGUACGUUGCUAGUAUUACCGCCACAGACGAAGACACUGGAGUUAACGCUGAAAUAUACUAUGACUUCUAUGACGGAAAUCAGCAGCACUGGUUUGAAAUUGAUCAUUUAACUGGAUUGGUUACAACAAAGACCAUUUUAGAUCGGGAAGUUCAAGGAUCAGUAGAAUUAAAUGUUUCCGCUAGAGACGGUGGUCCGAAUCCGAAAUGGGCAUAUACAAGAUUGAAAGUGACAAUACUCGAUGAAAACGACGAAGCCCCGAGUUUUCCACAAAGUCAAAUAAAUGCGACCCUUCCGGAAAAUAUAAAGCCUAUUAAGGAAAUAUUGAUUCUUACAGCAUCAGAUUAUGAUCAAGGUACUAAUGGUUCGGUGUCUUACUAUUUACCACCGAGUAUGGAAAGAAAGUACCCAAAUACAUUUGUGCUAGACCCAAUCACAGGACAGCUGAGUACAGUCACUGAGCUAGACAGAGAAAAGGUAGCAAUGUAUGAAUUGCAAGUGCUUGCAAAAGACCAAGGCUUUCCACCACAAUCUUCAACAGCGACGGUGUAUUUAAAAGUUUUGGAUAUUAAUGACAACGAUCCGGUGUUUUAUCCUAGAAGAUAUGUCGCUAGCAUAGGUCCAGAAAUGACACCAGGCUCAAAAGUUUUGCAAAUAAAAGCGUUUGACCGAGAUGAAGGUGAAAAUUCCCGCAUAAUGUUUAAACUUGAAAGUGGCGGAGAUGGUUAUUUUGAAAUUGAACCAUGGACCGGUAACAUAAUUUUACAAAAAGAUUUUCGUACUGCUGCUGAAACUAUUUAUACUUUAAAAAUUUCUUGUAAAGAUAAAGGAAAUCGAAAAGCAUUCGAGGAUGCCAUAGUUGAAAUAAUUAAAAUGUCUCAACGUAAAGAUUUGCAAUUUGAUGGACACAAUGGGUACAAUUUUAAAGUGGUCGAAGACGAAGGUUUGUCUACACCUAAUAUAGGCCGGUAUGUUGGUAAAGUUAACGCCGUAAUUUCAAGUGACAACUUAUCGUAUUACAUUAUAGAAGGAGACCCCAACCAAGUUUUUAAAAUUGAUGAGAAAUCUGGUAUAAUUACCACUGAAUCGAAUGUUGACAGGGAAGAGAAGAUGACAUAUUAUUUAAAAGUUAUGGCUAAGACUGGCGUAGCGUUUGGAUUUACUACAGUAAACAUUUCUGUUUUGGAUGUUAAUGAUAAUUAUCCAUUCUUUAUUGAGGAUAGGGAUGAAAUUCACAUACCUGAAAACAUGGCAGUAGGACAAGAAGUAUUAUUUGCGAGAGCAGCUGAUCGUGAUUCUGGAUCAAAUCGGACUCUAUUUUAUAAACUGACGUGCAAUCCAGAGAAUUAUUUCCGUAUUUCAGAUACCACUGGUGUUAUUUAUUUGAAUAAGCCUAUUUCAACAGAGCCUGGAAACGUUUUAUUGAUAGAAGUGACUGCGACUGACAAUGGUUCUCCUGCACUUGCCACGAAGAACUCGAUAUCAAUUAUAGUAGAUGACAUUAAUGACCACACUCCAGUUUUUGAUCAUACUUCAUACGAAACUUCACUGUUGGAAUCCACGCUAGUGAAUACAAGAUUUUUUGCAAUUUCUGCUUCAGAUGCGGAUCUAAAUCUCAACGGUCGCAUUUCAUAUGACAUAGAAGAGGGUAAUACAGAUGAAAAAUUUGGUAUAUUUCCAGAUGGCUAUCUCUAUGUGAAGAGUCCGUUAGAUAGAGAAGAAAGAGACUAUUAUUCAUUAACUAUCGUAGCCACAGAUCAUGGCACUCCCCCCAGAUCAUCGCAGGUGCCAGUAGUAAUACAUGUUUUGGAUGAAAAUGAUAACAGCCCGCAAUUCACGAAUACAACAUUCAUCUUCAAAAUCAAAGAAAACGAACCUCCAGAUACUUUUGUUGGCAAACUAACCGCGACCGACAAAGACAUAGGACGAAAUGCAGAGCUGACAUUUUCACUACCCAUUGCCCAAAGUGACUUUAAAAUCGAUGCGCGGAACGGUUUCAUAAAAACAUUGAAAACUUUUGAUCGGGAAACAUUGGCCCAUAAUAGUGGUCAAAAUUAUAUAACAUUGACAGUUACAGUCAGUGAUAACGGUAAAAUUAAACUUUAUGAUUCCGUUAGGGUUACAAUUUACAUAACAGAUGUAAACGACAAUGCUCCUAUAUUUACGCGGACUCCUUACAAAAUCGAAGUAUCCGAAGGAGCCGCAAUUGGGGCCUCUAUAAUGCGAGUUUAUUCAACCGAUGCUGAUGAAGGCUUAAAUGGCGAUAUAUAUUACAAAUUGGUUGGAGGCGAUGAUCUAAGAAAAUUCUCCUUAGACGAAGCCACAGGUCAACUGCAGAUUCGUAAACGAUUAGAUCGAGAAACUAAGGAUCAAUAUCGCCUUACAAUCUUGGCUCAUGAUUCAGGACAAUUUGUACAGCUAUCUUCAACAGCAACUGUUAUUAUAGAUGUAUUAGAUGAGAACGAUAACGCUCCAGUUUUCUUUGUAACAGAAAAAGAAGUAUCUGUUUUGGAAACGGAACCUGUUAAUAAAAAGAUCAUUCAAUUUCUUGCCAGAGACGCUGAUUUGGGUAUAAAUAGUGAAUUACAAUAUUCAAUCACAUCCGGAAAUAGGAAAGAAGCAUUUUUUAUUGAUAGUUAUUCUGGAGAAUUAUUCUUGCACAAAAAACUGGAUUAUGAAGAUUUAACUUCAUAUGUAAUGAACAUCACGGCGACUGAUAGUGGUAGUCCAAGCUUGUCAUCGAGUGUUUUAUUUACUGUUAAUGUUAUCGACGCCAAUGACAAUGCGCCUAUUUUUACUAAUACUGCUAUUGUGCGUCAAAUCAGAGAAGGUAUUCCAAAACACACUCCAAUUGUUACGGUAACUGCAGAAGACCCAGAUUCAGGUCUGAAUGGUAAGGUUUACUAUUCUAUAACUCAUCAAGAACCGUUUAAUAAUAAACGACAUUUUGCUAUCAAUAAUGUGACUGGAGUGAUACACACAUUAUUACCUAUAGACAGAGAAAGUAUUGAUACCUUUCGUAUAACUGUCGCGGCGUACGACAGAGCUGAGCCUCCUUCAAUACGGUUAUCGGCCGAAAAACUCGUUACUGUAAUCGUAGAGGAUAUAAACGAUAACGCUCCCGUGUUUGUUUCUAUGAAUGCUGCUGUAAUAAGUUCAGAAAGAAUGGGAAGAAGCGCCAAUCGUGGAAUCUUCAUUAUGAAUGUUUUAGCGCGUGAUUUAGAUUCGGGUACUAAUGGCUUAGUGACUUAUAAGCUAAUUCACGGUGGCAACGAUUUAUUCGAUUUACAUAGAAGCAAUGGCGCGCUGGUACUCCGAUACCCUCCCGCAACUCCUGAAGCCAGGUGGAAUCUUGUCAUAAAAGCAACAGAUGAGGCAGUAUUAAGUGAGCAAAAAAGUACCGAAACAUAUCUCAAUGUUAUUAUGGGUGGAAACGAACUCGAUAGUAUUGUGUGGACAAAUGUGGGCAUGGUGUCUGUGGCUGAAAACGAGCCCCCAGGCACCGCAGUGUUAAACUUAACAAACAAUUAUAGAUCAGGCUUAGAAUACUAUAUAGUGAAUGUGACUGGUAACGGUAGACAAGUGGACAGACUAUUUGAUAUCGACUCAGCGCUGGGCAUCUUAUCUACAGCCGUUUCCUUAGACCGCGAGGCGGGCACAGACCGUUAUGAAGUUGAAAUUUGUGCUGUUACGUCAGUGCCGCCUUUGAAAACUGCCACAACAAAGGUUGAAGUUGUGAUCCUGGAUAAGAAUGACAGCCCUCCCGAAUUUGUGAAUAUUCCGGCUGCUUACAUGGCUUCAGAAGACUUGGCACCGGGACAGAGGGUCGCUACUAUAACCACAGAAGACCCUGACACCAUCGGCACUAUCACGUACACUAUACAGAACGAGGAACCGACUCCUUUCACUCUGGAUUCUAGUACUGGUGUCCUAACGCUAAAAGACCCAUUAGAUAGAGAGACAGUUCCGGAAUAUAAAGUUAUCGUCAGAGCUGAAGAUGGGAUUCAAUUUACCGAUGUGACUAUAACAGUUCAGGUAACGGACACCAACGACAACCCGCCCGUUUUCAAAGAAAGCGCAUACUCUUUCGACAUUCCCGAGAACGCAGCGAGAGGUUCUGUGGUGGGCACCGUGGCGGCCAUUGACCCUGAUUCCGGGCCAAACGCUCAAUUGACGUACACUGUCAUAUCGGACUGGGCCAAUGACGUCUUCUCGCUCAAUCCUCAGACCGGAGUCUUCACGCUCACUGCUAGACUCGACUAUGAAGAGAUACAACACUAUAUACUAGUCGCGCAGGCACAGGACAGCGGUCACCCAUCAUUAUCGGGGACUGUUACAGUAUACGUGAAUGUAAUCGACCUCAAUGAUAACGCGCCUCUGUUUGAUCCAAUGAGCUUCUCUAACGAAAUACUAGAAGACGUUACCAUCGGAUCUUCAGUGGUGACAGUCAGCGCAACGGAUUCAGACUCAGGCUUAAAUGGAAAAAUUCGAUACAGCAUCACAUCCGGAGAUGAAAACAAAGAUUUCGGGAUUGCCGACAAUGGCACUAUUUACACAGAGAGAUAUUUAGACAGAGAAAAGCUACCAAUUUACAACCUUGUUGUGACUGCAAGGGAUUCAGCCAAGCCACCCGAACCUCAGUUGUCGUCUACUGUUCAAGUGACGAUACAACUGAAGGAUGUGAACGACAUGGCUCCUGAAUUUAUAACACCGAAUGUAACAUCUAUAUCUGAAAACAUUCCUCUUAAUACAGUUGUCAUGACCAUUAAAGCGAUUGAUAAAGAUGAAGGGAGAAAUGGAUACGUUGAAUAUUUCAUGAUGCCUAACCCAGAAAUUAACGGAUAUUUCUCGUUGGGUAAUGUAGAUGGAAUUAUAAGAGCAACUGGAAAACUGGAUAGAGAAUUAAAAUCAAAUUACAUAAUUACCGUCACUGCAAAAGAUAGAGGCGACCCUCCUAACGUUACUAAGAUGGAUAUAAAAAUUAGUAUUAUAGAUGAAAACGACAAUAGUCCAGUUUUUGAUCCUAAGCAAUACAGUGCAUCAGUUCCGGAAAAUGCUAGCAUCGGAGCCAGCGUGCUUCAGGUCUCAGCUACUGAUGUUGAUGAAGAUGCUAAUGGCAGAGUUCGGUAUUCAAUAGCUUCUGGUGAUGAAAAUAGAGAUUUUAGUAUCAGUGAAGAUACCGGAAUUGUUAGAGUGGCAAAAAAUCUCAAUUUCGAAAGAAAAUCACGGUAUCUUCUGUCUAUUAAAGCAGAGGACUGCGCAAAAGAUGAUGUUAGGUUCGAUACUGCAGAAAUUGCCAUCUCUAUUCAAGAUAUUAAUGAUAACCCACCAACGUUUUUGGAUUCACCGUAUUUGGCAUACGUAAUGGAAAAUGUUAUUCCACCUAAUGGUGGUUUUAUAAUAUCAAUCCUUGCUUAUGAUGCUGAUUCACCACCAUUUAACAAUCAAGUUCGUUAUUUUAUAAAAGAAGGAGAUGCAGAUGUUUUUAAAAUUAAUGCGUCUUCGGGACAAAUAUCACUUCUUAGGACCUUAGAUCGCGAAGUACAAGAUGAAUAUACCCUUGCACUGGUCGCCAUGGAUACUGGAUCGCCACCUCUUACAGGAUCUGGUACUGUAAAAAUAAUUGUACAAGAUGUAAACGAUAAUAGUCCAGAGUUUGAAAGACAAAGUUACAAGACUAGUGUAAAAGAAAACUUACCUUCAGAAACAAUGAUUUUUCAUGCAAAAGCUACCGAUAAAGAUACGGGGAACAAUGCUAAGAUAAGAUACAGUGUACUUGGAGAUAAAUCAGAACGAUUUAAAAUAGACCCUAAUACUGGUAUGCUAUAUACUAAUGAGACAUUAGACCGGGAGGAAUGGGAUGUAUAUUACUUAAUUUUAAUGGCCCAGGAUUCAUCGACAACUGAUCCUCGAACUGCAACUGCAAAUUUGACGAUUGUUGUUGAAGACGAAAAUGACAAUACACCGACGUUCCCACAUCCCGUAUAUGAAACACAAAUUUCUGAAAGGACUAUGAAAGGAAAUUUUGUCUUUGGAGUUAAAGCCACAGAUAAUGAUAUUGGAUUGAGUAAAAAAAUUGAAUAUGAUUUAGAAGGAGAACACAAGCAUUUGUUUACCAUCAACAAAGAGACGGGUGUCAUAAAAGCAAAAGAGAAUCUUAUUACUUAUAAAGACAAAAGUAUAUCAUCGUUCAAUUUGGUAAUCACUGCAAAAGAUAGCGGAACACCACCAAAAGAAAGUUCAGCUGAAUUGAUACUUAUUCUCAAAUCCGUCAGAAACUUUCCAAAGUUCUCUGUGACUAACAAGCUUUCGUUUACAUUUUCCGAAGAUACUCCAGAAGGUGUAUUAGUCACAAGGCUAUCAGCUACAUCUCCAAAAUCCGGUCCUGCUGGGCUAUUACAAUAUGGAAUAGCGGGAGGAAAUAUUGGUGAUGCACUACGUGUAGAUCAAAUGAGUGGAGAAGUUUUUUUAACUGGAAAAGGUUUGGAUUACGAAACAAUGCCAUUAUAUGAAGUAUGGCUUGAAGCAAAAGAUUCUGAUAACCCUCCUUUGAAAUCUUUUAUCGAAGUUGAAAUAAAAGUCACAGAUGCCAAUGACAAUGCUCCCAUAAUAGAAAAUUCUUUGUACAAUGCUACAGUGUUGGAAGAAGAAUCCCCUCCUCAGUUGGUGGCAGUAAUUCAUGCUUUUGAUUACGAUUCUAAUGAAAAUGGACGAAUAUCUUAUAAAUUAGUAAAUGAUUACGAUGAAACAUUUAGUAUAGAUUCUGAAACAGGUGAAAUAUAUACAAAUAUGGCACUUGACCGUGAGUCUAUACCAUAUUAUGAAAUAAUUGUUGAAGCUGAAGAUCAUGGCCUUCCACAGUUAAGCGGCACAUCAACAGUAAUAAUAACAGUUUUGGAUAAAAAUGACAACCCUCCUAGAUUCACAAGGCUGUUUAGUGUUAAUGUAACUGAAAAUGCAGAAAUCGGUUCCUUUGUAAUAAGAGUGACCAGUUCUGAUUUGGAUACUGGGUCAAAUGCAAAUGCUACGUAUAGUUUUGUUGAAAAUAUUGGAAAUAAAUUUAUUAUUGAUCCAAUCUCUGGAAAUGUUACUGUGGCAGGUUCCUUAGAUAGAGAAAUACAGGACGAAUAUAUUUUGAAAGUCGCUGCUAUCGACGGAGCAUGGCGAUCUGAAACAGCCCUUACCAUAACUAUACAAGAUCAAAAUGAUAACGCACCUGAAUUUGAGUACUCCUAUUAUAGUUUUAAUUUUCCUGAAAUGCAAUUUAAGAACAGUUUUGUUGGACAAGUAAUCGCUACGGACAGAGACAAACAAGGCCCAAAUUCGAUAAUAUCAUAUUCGUUACAACAACCAUCAGAUUUGUUCUCAAUAGAUCCAGCGACUGGAGAGAUUUUAAGUAAAUUCACCAUGAAUUAUAAAAGAACGUCCACAAAUUCAUCUCCGGAAAACACAUAUUCUGUCGUUGUUGUAGCUACAGAUAAUGGGAAACCUCCAAUGUCAUCAGAGUGCUUAGUGAUCAUAAACGUUGUCGAUGCAAACAAUAAUGCACCCAAAUUCAGGGAUCAUGAGAAACUAAUACCUAUUCCUAAAGAAGCCACUAUUGGUGAAAAAAUAAUAAAAAUGAAAGCAGAAGACAACAUGGACUUUGGAAUAAAUGCUGAAGUUGAAUAUUACGUGUCUGGUGGUAAUGGUUCGUCGUACUUGACUAUUGACCCAAAUAGUGGGUGGAUUAUCGUAAACAAACAAUUUUAUUAUUUAGGGCAAUACUAUGAACUGAAAAUAAAAGCUACAGAUCGCGGUGUGCCGCCACAAUCAGACGAAACAUCAAUCGUUUUUGUUGUGACCGGUGAAAAUAUGUACAGCCCAAAAUUCACGGCUUUAAGCUAUCAAGUUAUAGUGCCUGAAAAUGAACCUGUAGGUUCGUCAAUUUUGACUAUACAGGCUAGUGAUGAAGAUAAUGGACCUAAUGGAAUUAUUCGUUAUUCCAUUUCGUCCGGAAAUGAAGGAAACGAAUUUCAAAUACAUUCUAUAUCUGGUGCAAUUAGCAUAAUGCGACCGCUCGAUUUUGAUACAAUACAGGAAUAUCGACUCAAUAUCACAGCCAAUGAUCUUGGCUUUAAGUCAAAGAAAGCAACAGCGACAUUGACUAUUAUUUUGACAGACAUUAAUGAUAAUGCACCUUUUUUUAAUCAAACAACCUACGUCGCAUUUUUGCCUGAAAACUCACCUUUAAACACGUUUAUUUAUAGAGUGACCGCUGUAGAUAUCGAUUCACCAAAAAAUGCAAUAAUCAAGUAUUAUUUAAACUCUAAUAUGCUAUCAUUAUUUUACAUUGAUGAGAACACCGGAGAAAUAUAUUCGAAAGAAGUAUUUGAUUUUGAAGAAAAAAACCUGUAUGAUUUAACAGUGAGAGCUGAAAACCCCGAUUCGUCAAUGAAAAACACAACCAAUAUUAUCAUUCAUAUAACAGGCGUUAACGAAUACUAUCCAAAAUUCAAACAACCAGUUUUUCAUUUCGACGUAUCAGAAUCAGCCGAAGUUGGAACAAAUGUUGGAGUUAUACAAGCUACAGAUCAGGAUAGUGGUGAUGAUGGAAUAAUCUAUUACUUAUUUGUUGGUUCAAGUAAUGAUAAAGGUUUUGGAAUCAAUUCUCAAACUGGCGUUAUUCGAGUGGCACGGUAUUUGGACAGAGAAACUCAAAAUAGAGUAGUAUUAACAGUACUUGCAAAAAACUCUGGAGGUAUUCGAGGUAACGACACUGAUGAAGCACAAGUGAUAAUUUCAAUCCAAGACGGUAAUGAUCCUCCAGAGUUUGUACGCCUUAAUUAUGAAGCUACAGUAUCUGAGGGAGCUUAUAUUGGCCACGAAGUUAUUCAGGUACAGGCUGUAGACAAAGAUGUAAGGCCACAAAAUAAUCAAUUCAGCUUCUCAAUUAUCGGCGGAAAUAUUGAACAAAGUUUCAAAAUAGAUCCACAGAAUGGUAAAAUAGAAGUAGCAAGGAAGUUAGAUAGAGAGAAACUACCUGCAUACUCAUUAAUAGUUGGUGCAAUAGAUACCGGCUCACCACCCCAAACAGGAACAGCGACAGUCAAAAUAAUGUUGACUGAUAUAAAUGACAACGGUCCUAUUUUCGACAUCAAUUCUUUUGAAGGAUCAGUGUACGAGAAUGAGCCACCUAACACCAGCAUAACAACAUUAUCAGCGACAGAUCCAGAUUUGCCACCAAAUGGUGCACCUUUUACGUACUCCAUUAUAGGUGGGAAACAUGAGAGCUUUAUAAAUGUAAAUAAGCAUACAGGCGUAUUAUCCACAGCCAGGAAAAUCGACAGGGAAGCUACACCGAUACUCGAAAUAAGUAUACAAAUUGAAGAUAGUGGAACACCUGUAAUGCGAUCUAAAUAUGAUAUAUUAAUAAAAGUUCUCGACCGAAAUGAUAAUCCGCCGACUCCUCGAUCGGUUCAUGUUGUUGUAUAUGCAUUUAAUAACAAAGUGCCAAAUGGAAAAAUUGCUGACGUUAAACCUAAUGAUCCUGAUAUUAUUGGUGACUAUAAAUGUAAGAUUAUUCGAGAUUCUACUUCAGAUAGAACACUUUCACUAUUGAAUAUCAGAUCUGGAUGUGACCUCUACACUAAUACUAUAAAACCUGGUCAAGGUUAUUCUUUUUCAGUGCUGGGUAAUGACGGUAUUCACAAAGACGUCAUAUCCUCAGUAAGUGUCGAAUACUUUUCUUUUGACAACACCACUGUGGAAGAAUCGGUCACCAUCAGAGUUAUGAAUAUGACGGCAACAUUUUUUUUAACACAUUUCUAUCGCAGUUUGUUGGAAAUUCUUAACGCCAAGCUAGACAAAAAUAAGGAAACCAUUUUUUUAUACGGCGUCAAUGAAGUACCCAACUAUUUAGACCUAACAGUAGCCUUGAAAGGAAACAACUCUAUUUCUAAGAAAGAAUCAACAGAACAUUACUUAAAAAAUAAAGAAUUCGAAAUCACUACAUUAUUAAAGCACGAAAUUACUAUCGGAUAUUAUCCAUGCUCGUCACAUCGAUGUCAAAACGGUGGCUUAUGUACGAAUUCCAUUAAGAUUUUAGAAGACACAAAAAUUAUAGAUAGUUCAGCUAUUAUCUUAUCUUCACCUUUCGUUAAACAUGAUUACGAAUGUCAUUGUGCUGAAGGAUUUAUGGGAAAGAAUUGCGAAAAACGUCAAGAUCCUUGUUCACCUAAUCCUUGCCGCUAUGGAGGACAUUGUCGAAAACAAGGACAUGAUUUCUUAUGUACUUGCCCUGUUCGCCGUGAUGGGAAAACUUGCGAAUUAGAAAAAAAUGACGUGUGCAGUAGCAGUCCUUGUAAAAAUGGAGGUUCUUGUAAAGAAAGUGCAGAUGGUAGUUCAUUCUUCUGUCUUUGUCGGCCCGGAUAUCGGGGUAAUCAUUGUGAAGCUCUGGUAGAUUCAUGUCGACCAAAUCCAUGCUUAUAUGGUGGAAUAUGUGUCAGCUUAAAACCUGGCUAUAAAUGUAGUUGUUCGGAUGGACGUUACGGAACCCAUUGUGAAAGCACAACAUUUGGAUUCGACGAACUAUCAUAUAUGCAGUUCCCGGCACUGGAUGCAUCGACCAAUGACAUCACGAUAAUUUUUGCAACAACGAAACCGGAUGCAUUACUUUUAUACAACUUCGGCGCGCAAACUGGAGGCAGAUCUGACUUCAUAGCUAUUGAACUACUUAAUGGAAAACCUAUUUUUUCUUUCGGGGGUGCAAGAACUUCAAUAACAUCUGUAGCCAUAUCGAAUCCAAAUAAAAAUUUAGCGGACGGCAACUGGCAUAAACUCACUGCAACAAGAAAUGGAAGGGUCAUAUCUUUGAGCACAACAUCUUGCACUGAUCACGGAGAUAUUUGUAUGGAAUGCGAACCUGGAGACGACUCCUGUUACAAUGAUGACACCGGACAAGCCGGAACUUUGAACUUCAACAACGAACCACUUUUGAUUGGAGGAAUUCACAAAGCUGAUCCUCUGUUAGAACGCCCAGGGCAAGUCCACUCUGAUGACUUCGUAGGAUGUAUGCAUAGCAUAACCAUAAAUGGUCGUUUGCUAAAUCUUUCAAAUCCUUUAAAUUCCCGAGGUGUUGAAGCAAAUUGUGGUCGAUCCGAAAAAGGAACAUGUUAUAAAAAAGCUAUGUGUGGAUUGGGAGAAUGCAUCGACCGGUGGAAAUCCAAUUUGUGUAAAUGUGAUGGUACUUUUAUUGCACCUGAUUGUUCAGCCGCCUUACAAUCUAUUUCAGUCGGAGAAACAGGGCUUAUAUCAUUUUCUAUAUCAGAAAAACAUCGGAGAAUGCAGUUAUUGGAUACAUUUUACAGCGGAAAUACCAUGUGGGAAAAACACGCUAAUAAAGUUCUUAGUAAAAUUAAUACACGUACAAAUAGUCCAGCCAAAAUGUUGUCAUUUCUUUUUCGGACUCACAGAAAAGAUGGAAUACUGUUUUACGCAGCCACUGAAAAGUAUUUUACAUUAAUUGAAUUACACGAAGGAAAAGUAAGUUAUACUUCAAAACAGAAUUCCGUGGUGAAUAUGACACAAAAUGAACAGAAUGAUGUGUCUGAUGGUACCUGGCAUAAUAUAACCUUAUUGUCUUUUGGAAGGAGUAUUCGAUUGUUAGUAGACAAUAAUGAUGUUGGGGAAGAGCUGGAUGCUGCUGGUGUACACGAUUUCUUAGAUCCGUAUCUCACUGUAAUGUCCCUAGGAGGAGUAAAAGCUGAAUUAUUAAUGACUUCGAGCCAAAACAAAUUUGAAGGUUGCUUAGCCAACUUUUCUAUUAAUAAUGAAAUACAGCCGUUUGCUGGGAAUGGAAGUAUUUUUAAGGAAACCAUUUUAAAAGGGAAAAUUCUAAAUGGUUGCCACAGUGCAUUUGGUAUUGGGGCAGCACAAAAUCCAGAUCCCCUGCGUAUUGGUAUUACACUUGUCAUUGUGUUUUUCGUAAUUUUACUUGUUGCUAUUUCCGUGUCCAUUAUAUUCUAUCGUUUACGAAAGCAAAAAAAGGAAAAAGUUGGUGGCUCCACAGGGAAAAUGAAUGCCGUUCAUUCGAAGCAAAAUGGUGGAACAUCCAUGUCUAAUGCACCAAACCUAAUAGCUGGAACCAAUGAAAGUUUGAUGAAUCGUGGCUUACACAACAAUGACACUAGCCUAAACAGUUAUAUUUCUGAAAGCGUUGAUAUAACACGUAAUGUCGGACAUAUUGUUGGUCCUGAACUUUUAUCAAAAAAAUAUAAAGACAGAGAAAUAAUGAAUAUAGACCCACUCAGGCCGCAACGUCCCGACAUCAUUGAACGAGAAGUUGUUGGGAAAAGCCCAGCUUUAAGAGAAGAUCAUCAUCCGCCUCCACCUCUUUCGACCAACACUUCACAUCACCAUGAUCAUCCAAGUGGAAUGGACCUAAAUUCAGAAAUACCAGAACAUUACGAUUUAGAAAAUGCAAGUUCAAUAGCACCUUCUGAUAUAGAUAUUGUUUACCACUACAAAGGUUUUCGAGAAGCGGCUAAUGUCCGAAAAUAUAAAGCAACUCCACCACCUUUAACCGGUUAUCAUCAUAAACAUCAAACACCUCAACAUCGUCACUCUCCUCAUCACCCAGGCGGAUACCCGUCCAGAGUACUACAGCAGGCUUCUCAGCCCCCACCCCAACCACGCCAACAUCAAACAACGCCACUUGCACGACUAUCACCAAGUAGUGAAUUAAGCCAGCAGCCUCGUAUAUUGACCCUGCACGAUAUAUCAGGAAAACCUUUGCAAAGCGCUCUACUUGCUACAACGUCCAGUUCUGGAGGUGUGGGCAAAGAUGCUUUACAUAGUAAUAGUGAACGUAGCCUAAACAGCCCUGUGAUGUCUCAGUUAAGUGGACAAAGUUCAUCAGCUGGAAGAAAGACACCCAGUGCUACACCCCAAGUACCUCAAGUAGUGUCCGUAGGAUCAGGGGCUGUCGGCUUAACUGCAGAAGAAAUAGAAAGAAUGAAUGCGAGACAAAGAACGUCGAGCUUAGUGUCAACAUUAGAUGCAGUUUCUAGCUCCAGUGAAGCACAACGAGGUACAGGAGUAGGACAUCACAUGUCACAUAGACAUCAUUCCCCUCAAGACGACAAUAGAAGUUCAACAGGGUCCGAUGAUGAAAGCGGUAAUGACAGUUUUACUUGCUCCGAAAUCGAAUACGAUAACAACAGUAUUAAUGCUGAAAAACUUGACGACGUUAGGAGACCAAAUGUGAGCAACGCAAAUAACACAAAGAAAUCAAUUUUACCGCCACCAUAUGAAAGUUUUGACUCUUCAUUUCGAGGCUCUUUAAGCACUCUAGUAGCUUCGGAUGAUGAUCUUGUGCCGCAUGUCAGUUCAGCUUUAUAUCGACAAGCGAAUGGUUCACCAGCCUCAGCCGCUCUCGGUUGGGAUCAUCUCUUUAACUGGAGACCCAAUUUCGAAAGUAUGAUCGGGGUUUUUAAAGACAUUGCUGAAUUACCAGACGCUGUCAACGGGCGUAUGUCAUCUUCGUUGAGACUUCAGAACGGCACGCCGAAACCUUCUGAAGAAUAUGUUUAAUAUGAUAAUAUAAGACUGUAAAUAAUACUUUGUUUUGAGUUUUGUAAAAACUGUUUCGUUGGGAUCUUGUAUCAAGAUUUCGCGUUCCAAGCCUCUUGCCAUAUAUUGUUAUUCUUUUUGUAUAAUAGUAUGUAAUCUUCUUGUGAUGUAUAGAUUAAUGUUUAAGCUAUCAAACCUCACUGUAAAUACGUAUACGUGUAGAUAUAUUUUAUAACGUUUAGGAUAUUUGCGUUUUGUACAGAAAAUCUGCAUUUGUUUUAUAUGAACAGAACAAAAUAAUUUCGACUCUGGAUGUAGGCAAUGUUCUCUAUUAUUUUUUACUGUAAAUAAGACAAAUACGCUUAUAGUGUGAAAUAUUUAUGUAAGUUUAAUUAUUGUGAUACAUGUUUUCUGGAAGCUAUUACUUUCAACUAUGUAGUAAUAAAUAGUACAUCCAGGGUUCUUUUUAAUGACGAUUGUAUUGAGCCAUAUUAUUAAUUAAUGAACAAAGUGCCAAAUGCGUUUUCUGUUAAAAGAACCGACUGAUUUAUACAAAUAAAUAAAAAAUGAAUUAUA
Molecule: messenger RNA, 15938 nt
Organism: Bombyx mori (domestic silkworm)
Lineage: Eukaryota; Metazoa; Arthropoda; Insecta; Lepidoptera; Bombycidae
Gene: ft
Product: cadherin-related tumor suppressor
Exons: 9
Coding region: 384-15383 (4999 amino acids)
Biological process (GO): homophilic cell-cell adhesion
Cellular component (GO): plasma membrane; cell-cell junction
Molecular function (GO): calcium ion binding
Source: RefSeq, a predicted model, not a curated record